Molecule: messenger RNA, 1790 nt
Organism: Drosophila obscura
Lineage: Eukaryota; Metazoa; Arthropoda; Insecta; Diptera; Drosophilidae
Product: trichohyalin
Exons: 2
Coding region: 66-1499 (477 amino acids)
Biological process (GO): cilium organization
Cellular component (GO): motile cilium
Source: RefSeq, a predicted model, not a curated record
AUUUUGUAUUUAGAAUUGAUUAUUGUUUCUCUUUGUUGUGUUUGUUAUUAUUGUUACCGUCAACCAUGACGACCGGCACAGGUGACCAAAAACGGUCUUGGGCUAAAGAUGCGUUGCCAGCCAUUUUCAUAUGCGGAAAACCAAAAUAUGUUGUUCCUAGCGAGGUAACGCAGGGUCACGACUUUUGGAGCAGACUCUAUUCGCGCAAUUUAAUGUCCGAUCUGGGGACAUUGCAAAGGAGCGUCGAGCUGUCCAAGGAAAAUCCGAUGCACCGCGAUAACCACGAAAAGGCAGCCAUAUCGCAGGAGCUAAUGGAAAUCAAGCGGGCCGAGUUUUUGGAUAAGAAGAGGCGCCAGCAGCUCCGCAACGACUGCGAGGGAUUGCGCUUGCUGGAGGAGCAGCUGCGAUCGGCUGCGAUUGCCAAAGACCUGUCAGAGCGCAUGUCGCAGCAGUGCCAGGCCCGCAAUCUAGCAGUGAGAGCCAAAGCCUUAGGCCAGGAGAGAACCGUCUUGGAGCUGAUGGAGCUGGCCCAGGAGGACGACAAAAUAUUGGCCCAGAAGGAGGAGCAGCGAAAGCUUCGUGAGUCACUAGCUCGCCAAAUCGAAGAGAACCGACUACGCCGUCAGCAGGAGGCGGCAGAGAAAUUUUACCAGCGGGAGCUCAACAAUGCCAGGCAGAAGCAAAUCGAGGAGGAGGACAGAGUCGAGCAAGAGGAGAGGAAUCGUCAGAAAGCCCUGGAUCGCCAGAACACUCUCCAGUAUAUGCAAGAAAAAAAGGAAUACAAAAAUAUGGAAAAGGUCCGGGCCAGGGAUGAAUUGCAAAAUCUGCUCCAGACGCAGUCCGAAGUUGAGGAUAGGAAGAGCAAACUCGAAGAGGAGAGACUGCACCUGAUGCGCAAGCAGGAGGAGAUUAGCACACGCAUUGGCCAGGAGCUCUUCCAAGUGGAGAACUCAAAACGAAUCAGAGACUACCAGCUAUUGGAUCUACUGGAAGCCGAGUAUAAGGCCAAGGCGGACCUGCGUUUUCGUCAAGAUGUACAGGAGAAGACCAUAUCGCGAGAUCGUACGAAACAAGAAAUGAAUUUGUACCACUGGGAAAUACAGAAACGGAAAAUGGACGAACUGCAGAGGAAGCGAGACGAACUAUCCGCCCGGAAACAAGAACUUGCUAGCAAUAGUGAGGAGACGGAAAGAGAGGAACAGCUGGAAGCGUACCGAAAGCGAAGGGCGCACGGUGCCAUGCUCCUCUCGAUGAUUGAGGACAACCAUGUGAGGAGAGCCGAGGCCACGGCCGAACAUCUCCAAUACUUCAUAAUGAAAAAGAAGUCGGAUGACGAACGGCAGGCCUUUGAGGGGAGCGAGCGUCUCCGUAUGCUGUCCGCCGUGCCGAAAACGAUUCUUCCCUAUCUGCCCAAAAAUGUCUUGUCCAAGGCAGAGCAUGAAUAUUUUGGCCUAUCGAAGGAGCAGCAGCACCGACGCCUGGGAAAUGGAGACUGCUAGAUGGCGAUUGGUUCACCAUUUUGGCCCAAAUCCAAAUUGUUAUCCUACAGGGGCAGUGUUAUUUAUACGACGCAUAAUUUAUCUGAUAUAUCGAAUUUUAAAUGUAACCACCCGCCCGCCCACUGCGUACGUGACGUAUGACGUGUACCUUUUAGGCCGUGUGCUGUCUACUGACAUUCUGUUGGCAGGGACAAAAUUUAGUAUCACAUGAGGCACUUUUCAGGCUAAAAAUAAUAGAUAUCAUGGAUUUGCUCUUUAUAAUUGAAUAAAUUAUUUUAAAAUCAAUAAAUA